CUUCACAUGACAAAUAGAUUUCAGUUCUCACAGUUCAUAUUAUUCAACAUUUUAUUUAUUUUCUGUAUAUCUUUCAAAAUUUUCAGUGUCAGCUGUAGACUUUUUAAACAUGAGUCUAGAAUUCAAAGUAUUUACCUUAAAUUGCUGGGCAAUUCCAUUACCCACUCUUUCUAAAAACAGAAAACGACGAAUAAAAGCGAUUGCAGAACAUUUAUCAAAUAGUAAUUAUGAUGUUGUAUGCCUUCAAGAAAUAUGGAGUGAUCAGGACUAUUAUUUAAUUAAAGAUGAGGUGGCUGGAGUUCUCCCAUAUUCUCAUUAUUUUUACAGUGGAGUCACUGGUUCUGGAAUUUGUAUAUAUUCGAAACAUGUAAUUGAAGAUACCUUCUUUCAUCAGUAUUCAUUAAAUGGUUAUAUUCACAAGUUACAACAUGGUGACUGGUUUGGUGGAAAGGGAAUUGGACUGUGUAAACUAACAGUUAGUGGUUUUAGUGUAAAUAUUUAUUCUGCUCAUUUACAUGCUGAAUAUAAUCGCAAUAAUGAUGAAUAUGAAGCUCAUAGAAUUUUACAGGCAUAUGAUGUUGCUCAGUUUAUUAAGCUCACUUCCCAAGGUGUUGAUUUAACAGUAUUAGCAGGUGAUCUGAAUACUCUACCUGGUGAUAUUGCCUAUAGGCUAAUAUUAAUCAUACCUGGUCUAGUAGACUCCUUCGAAUAUGCAAAUGUACCGAAAGAACACAUAGCAACAUGUGAAAGUCUAAGAAAUACUUAUACACCCAGCAGUUAUGUGAAGCAGAAGAUUCCAGGACAGCGGAUAGACUUUAUCAUGUACCAUCCAGGCUCAAAACUUCAGGUAGAAAUGAGAAACUAUAGACUGCCCCUGCCAGACCGUGUUCCUCAAUGUACUUUUAGUUAUUCUGACCACGAAGCCGUGGAAGUGACUCUAGAAAUAAGUAAAAAGGCGGCUAUGACCUAUUCUAGGAACGAACACGACUUGCAAAACAUCUUACAUGAAUCUAUUUUAAUAUUAGACCGUGGUCUAGCUAGUAUAUAUACACAUAAAAUUCUCUACUCCGUUUUAGGUAUCAUACUUUUCUGUUCACUGAUAGUCACGUUCACAUUUGACGUUCCUAUAGGUUUCAUAGUACUCUAUAAUAUUCUGAAGGUUUUAAUUGGACUUGGAUGGGCAUUUUGUCUUCUAAUGGCCACUGUUUGGAAUAAAAUAGAGAGGCAUGGAGUGCUUGCUGGAAAAUCGGCCAUAGAAGUACACCUUAAAAAAUCAUCAUCGUGACAUACCUGUUAUAAUCGUUGGUAGAGUAAGCAUAUGAAGUGAACCAAUUAUUGUUACCAUCCUACAAAAAAUAUAUGUAUGUGCAUAUCAACAAUUUUAAUUUAUGUGAUCAGUUGUAUAUAAAAACAUUGAUGAAUGUAGCAUGGAAGUCAAAUGUUACUUUUUACUUGUUUUUUUCUCAUGUCAUUGAAUACUUACACACACACACACACACACAUAUAUAUAUAUAUAUAUAUAUAUAUAUAUAUAUAUAUAUAUAUAUAUAUAUAUAUAUAUAUAUAUAUAUAUGCGUGAGUUUGUGAAUAAAAUAGAAAAAAAACGUAUUACAAUGACAUUGUUUGUCUCUUUUCUUUAAAGAUAACAAGAUGGUGCCUGAUAUGGUCAUAUGAUAUCUACAAACGCGCGUCAAAAGUAAUUUGCAAUUUUCUAUUUUAAACAAACAAUUUGCAAAGAACAUACGAACAUGGAUAUUCACAUCUCGUCUGUUUGGCACUGCAUUACACGGCUGAAAGCUAUCAUCGAUAUACGAAUUGAUGUUUCUCAUCUUGUCUGUAGCAAGCUGUAUCUUAUGAUGCCGUAUAUAUAUAUAUAUAUAUAUAUAUAUAUAUAUAUAUAUAUAUAUAUAUAUAUAUAUAUAUAGACAUAUGUAGACAAGUAUUCCAUUAGGUUCGUGUCGGCUAAUGAUCCAGUCAAUCACAGAAAAAUCAUAUAUUCAUAUUAAGCCAUGUAUUUUUUUCCAUUGAAGCAAUCAAACGCAUAAUAGCAAUAGUUUCUGUAAGAAAUCCAUCAUUUAAUCAUAUUCUUGGUUUGGACGGUGUGUUUUUUGGGCAACCUCUUAUAUGGAUCAAUCUUAACGCUACAUUUGUAGAUACGUAACUGAUUUCUGAGAUGCACAUUUUAUCUCUGGACACAUUUGAUAAUUUGCGUAAAUCGCUACCUCGGUUCUUGGUUUUCGCCUCUGGGCAUGAGUUCCUGGUUUAUCGUAACCAACAAGUUGUUGAUGCUCCUGGAGAAGUUACAGAAUAAAACGUUGAGAUAAACCCACAGACAUGUCCAAAAACGCCAUGGUCCAAACCCAGAAGACGAUUAGAUUCUUUCUAUGGCCGUGAAAACCUCAUUUAAGAUAUCUAGUUUAAAUAAACCGAAUGCAAGGCGAUAUAAUUAAAAAAAAAACAAUGUAAAUUUUAUCUCAAAUUUUUAUAUUUUUUUAUUAUUUAAACAAGAACGAUCAAAAGUUUUGACAUACUGAUAUCAAAAAUAAUUAUUUUACUCCCAUGGAAAUUGAAUGUAAGUAAUAAAAAUUAUAUUUUUAGAAUUAGUUGGGAGUGUUGCGAAAUUGAAAGACAUAUUAAUGCUGAAUAUUAUUAUAUUACUUUAGUUAUAUUUACUUCUUACGAACAAUCUCAAUUAACAUUAGGUUGUGUGUAUCUAAAUUUAUGAGACAUAAUCUUGAUUAUAUAAAAUUUUUGAUUUCAUUUUUACUCCAUGUACAUUUUUAUAUCCAUGUACAUACGAAUGUAUAUAUAUAUAUAUAUAUAUAUAUAUAUAUAUAUUAUACUUUCCCGAAGUAUGAAUACAGGAAUAAACCUGAUGUUUUCAUUUUGUAAAUUGCAUACACUUAGGAAAAUAAACAAAUAAUUUGCUAUAUUUUAUGAGAAAAAAAAAACGGCGCAGGGCGCAAUUGAAGUGGAAUUUAACUCAUGACAGGUUGAAUAAAGAGGUAAUAUAGAAAGUUUUAAGAAACAAAUUUAUUGUUUUAACAUUCUUCAUUUGGAAACUAGUCAAAAUAUAAGCAGCCUUAACUUUGUAGUAAGAUUUUAGACUUUAAUACUUAAAGUAUAAACUAUUUUAAUACAACUUUUUAAUCAAACUUACAAUGUCACUUCACGGAAAUAUGUAAAAGAAAUGGCUUUGUACUUAGGUUUAAUAAUGAAAUCCAUGCAUGCAUAAUCAGGUAAAAUUGAAGAUAGGUGAAAAUCUUUUAGCUUAUUUAAUGAAGGGGAUUUAACUUCCAUUAAGAAAAAAAUGUGCAGUGACAUUCCUAUAUAUGUUUAUAAGGCUGGCAUAGAAUUUGAUCACCAAAUCAGUUAGAGUAUUUCAGUUAUGUGAGAACGUUAGGAUGUUUUUUGAGUUCCUGUUUUUGAUGUUUUUUUCUUAUUUUUAUCACAUUAAAUCUAUUGUGUAUUGAGUCCGAUACUCAUGUAGCACAUGAUCCGACAUUAUCGUGAGUAACAAAUCAAAAACAAUUAAAAAAUUGACAGCAUAAUAAAUGUAUUGAAAAUUUGUACGUACCAUCUUGUACACCUUUUUGAGUAUUCUCCAUAUAUUCUCAAUAGGAUUAGGACUAUUCAAGAUACUGAGUUACAAUCCUAGCCAUAUGUUAACUCGCAUUAUUUUGCAUUAGCAGAAAACAUUGUCAAUAAAUCACGCAUAUUUCAUCAUAUGAUGUAGGAUCUCCGUUAUGUAUCUGUCUGCUCUUAAUAUAGGCCUAUCUCAAUCAGGACGAUAUCCGUGUAUAUCUCAAAAGAAACACCUACCCAAAACAUUACUAAGCCUAUACCAAAAGCAACCCGGUGUGACCGAAUACAUACGUUUACAGUCCUUCUAUAGACCCCACUUGAUUGAUAUUCUACACUCAUCUGUAACAAUACUUUUUUCCAAUUGUCUAUUGUCCAAUUGACUUGUUCAAGGACAAAUGCAAGUCUGCGUAUUUUGUGAGCAGCAGGAAGUAAUAGCUCCGUUGCUGGACUGCUAGCUGUCUGCUGGUCCUUGAGCUUACUGAAGAUUUGAAUUAAGGAAUUCUGAAAUUCCUUAUCACAAACGAUCGAUUUGAUUUCGAUCCACAAGUUUGAUUGAUUCGAUAAUCAUUAUUUUAGACCUAAUAUUCAAUACAUAUUAUCUAGUUGGAGACCCAAUUAUUUUCUUUUUGUUAAGAAGUGUGUGAAGUAUUGACCCUUCAUGGCAGAAUGUUCUACAAAUGAAUGUAAAAUACAACAUUUUCACAAGAAUACUUCUUUGUCGGAUACUGGCUUAUUUGUUAAUGCCGAUCAUGGAGAUUGAGCUGCAGAAUUAAGAAGUAGGAUGAAGAAUUCCAUAUUUUUAUAUGUAAGGUCAUUGUGCAAAACUUUAUUAAACGCUUUUGUGACCUUUACCCCAAGACAUUUACAUCCAAUUUUUGAUAAAGCCAUGCAAACGAAAUUUAAAGAAAAUGGUUUGGCAGGAAAUUUAAAAUAUAAUUUUUGUAUAAAAUUUGACAUAUCAUGUGGCAUGAUAAUUUUCUAAUACAUUUUAGUAUACUAGAUGUGACAAUAAAAAUUUGAAAAUGUCUAACUAUCUGUACUUAUGUAUAGUCCUACCUUCUUUUAAAAUGUAAUAUAUAUUGCGUCUAACAAGGGGUUAAUAAAUUGCUACUGCCUAAGAGGAAGUGGAUGGUAUAAAAUAAUUAGAGACUAAAAAGCUUAUUCACUCUAUCUUUAAAUCACAUUUUAAUUUACAUUUUAUUUCGUCUGUAUAUUUGUUUUUAGAGAAUGUUGAACCUAUUAUAUGAAAAAGAAUACAUUUUUAAAAUUAUC
Messenger RNA from Diabrotica balteata, 4857 nucleotides. Lineage: Eukaryota; Metazoa; Arthropoda; Insecta; Coleoptera; Chrysomelidae. The record is from the annotation of a GenBank genome assembly.